This is a messenger RNA of Apis laboriosa (Himalayan honeybee), 1763 nucleotides long. RefSeq lists its product as uncharacterized. The record is from RefSeq and is a predicted model, not a curated record. The coding region runs from base 1 to 1167 and encodes 388 amino acids. Lineage: Eukaryota; Metazoa; Arthropoda; Insecta; Hymenoptera; Apidae. The transcript is spliced from 3 exons.
AUGGAGAUUUCCUGGUUCCUUUUUUUCGUCUGGUGCACCACUCACCUGGUUACUGGAUUCGAUCUAGGACCGAUCGUCAGGAUCGCUCAGUGCAGAUCCCAGUGUUUGAGGAAGCACACUUCCGAUGGAAUCUGCGAUUGGUAUUCCGAACAACAACAACAAACUACUUGCAGCAUGUGCUGGCAGUACUGCGAGGCCCUCGAGAACCGGUGGGAGAAGACGAGAACCAUUUGCGAGGGCGACCAGUAUCUACACUGUCCAGCCUGUGAGACGGCGUGCACCUAUCGAAAAACCAGGAUAGAGGAGAAGUAUCUACCGUCCAUGUUACCAGCUCCUAAGAAGGCGCCCCUCGAUCUCGACAAAUUCGACGUAGCUGUGGUGAUGCGCAAGCUGUACAAGCAGUGGAGAGUGGCCGGCUAUUACCCGGGUGAGCGUACACCGAAUCUGAGACCGGACACGUGGAUCAUAGUCGCGAUGGAGAACGGGAUGAAGCACUACAGUUGGCAGGAAUGGGUUCCGAAAUUGGAAUCGUUGAAGGAGGGACCUUUGUACGAGGCGACCAUCUCCUGGAAGGACGUGCAGACCCAGCUUCAGAAGCAGAGGUCCCUGCAACAGGUCAGAUUCAACAACCGAGUGAGGCAGUUAUUCCUGGAGAAGUACGGCGAGAAAGUUCUCGCCGAGUGGAGGAGCCAGGAGGACUCGCAAAUCUCGGACGACAUAUUUCGAAGAUUCUUCUUCAGGAGGAAGGACGAUCGAUCGGAGGACGAUCUCGAGGCCGACGACGCCCCGUCUACAAGCAACGCUUACAACGACAGGAUCGAUUUGAAGGAUCGUUUGGAGGGCAAGGAAUCGUACGUGGUUUCGUGGGAGCCCGAGACAGGAGGUCUUAUGGGAAAUCAAGUGACCGACUCGAAUUGCGCGCAGAUUUCUCUCCUCCCUGGGACCAAAUAUCUCGUGAGGAUCGCCUCCAACGACGGACCAGGUAGCUUCCCCAUCGAAGUAGACACGACGCCUAAUUUCGUUCAGGUUAAGAGGAUAAAGGCACCCGUCCAAGUACUGUAUUCUUGGGACAUAUACGCGGCUUUCGGUUGUGCCGUCCUCUUCGUGGCCGGUUUCGUGCUGACCAAGAUGUACAGAAAGGACAAGAUUUCGGCCGAACACGUUUGAAGAUGAAUGCUUCCUUUUUCUUCUUCUUUUUUUUUUUUUUUUUUGCUAUUGUGCACGAACUGCUAUGGAUCGAUGAAACAACGGCGGCGAAAACAUCGCGAGACAACUCAGGGAUAUGCUCUGACGGAGCAUGGAUGAUAUUUCUGAAUCCGGAGAGGGAAGGAGAAGGAUGUGAAAAUUCGUAACGAAGAUCGAGGAUCUUUUUAUAUCGUUACGAACGACAAUUGCGAAUAUUGCAAUUUUUACUAACGAUGUAAAUUCCGUAGGUUUUCGUAGGUUAUAGAUAUAUAAGGAGUAAUAAAUUGGAGUAAAUUUAAGUUACGCGGUUACCUAUCGCGUAUAAAGUAUAAUAGUUUCUAAAGAGUGUUAAUCACGACUGUCGCAACCACUUCUGUAAAUUUCUAAACGUGGAAAUGUACAAAAGAUAUCUAUGCUAUUUUUGUAUAUGUAAUAGGGUAUUAUUAAAUAACUCCUUGCUCAACACUGAAACGAACAGACUGUAAAAGAGUUCCUAUCAAACUGAAAAUGAAGAAGAGUGAGCGGCCGAUACGAGGCGCGCACCACGCUGUAUUUAUUUGUAAAUAGUAGCUCGACAA